CCUCGCGCAGCCAGUCUCCCGCCGCCGCCGCUGCCGGACGCGCAGAGCGUGGGGUGGCAGGGCCCGCGGCGGCCGGCCGAGCGAGCGCAGGGUCGCGGUGCGGGGGGCCCGUGCCCCGCCACGACGCGGCUCGUGUUUGCUGCCCUUGCAGAGCGCCCGGAUCGCAGGUACAGGCUCAAGGCCGUCUGCCGGCCCCCGCUGCGUCCCCGCGCGAUGGCUGGGCUACUGAAGAGGAAGUUUGACCAGCUGGACGAGGACUCCUCUUCGCUGUGCUCAUCGUCCUCCUCCUCACUCUGCUCCUCUGGUGGACCCUCUCGCUCCUGCUCCCCGACCUCCUCCGUCCCCCUGGCCUGGGACUCGGACCAGGAAGGCCCCUGGGAUCAAGUGCCCUUGCCUGUCCGUGACUUCUGCAGCUCCCCAAGUUUUACCCCUCCAUCCAUCCUGAGGCGGGCUUCUCGCAAGCGCCCCAGCCGCGUCGCCUUCGACGGCAUCACCGUCUUCUACUUCGCCCGGUGCCAGGGCUUCACCAGCGUGCCCAGCCGCGGGGGCUGCACCCUGGGCAUGGCCCCUCGCCACAGUGCCUGCCGCCACUUCUCCAUGGCCGAGUUCACGCUGGAGCAAGCCCAGGCACGGCAGGAGAAGCUCCGCCUCCGCUUGAAGGAGGAGAAGCUGGAGGUGCUGAGGUGGCAGCAGCCCGACGCCGCCGGGACGCCUCUGACAGUGGACGCCAUCGACGACGCCUCCGUGGAGGAGGACUUGGCCGUGGCUGUGGCCGGUGGCCGGCUGGAGGAAAUGGCCUGCCUGAAGCCCUACCCGGCCCGGAAGCGGCGGGCACUGCUGCGGGCCGCCGGGGUGCGGUGGAUCGACCGAGAGGAGAAGCACGAGCUGCAGGCGCUGCGCCAGUCCCGGGAGGACUGCGGCUGCCGGUGCGACCGGGUCUGUGACCCCCAGACCUGCAGCUGCAGCCUGGCGGGCAUCAAGUGCCAGAUGGACCACACGGCCUUCCCCUGUGGCUGCUGCAAGGAGGGCUGCGAGAACCCCGAGGGCCGGGUGGAGUUCAACCAGGCGCGGGUGCAGACCCACUUCAUCCACACCCUCACCCGCCUGCAGCUGGAGCAGGGGGCCGAGGGCACCCAGGAGCAGGAGGACCCCGCCCAGGGCGCCCCGGCCAGCCCUGGGGAUCCGGCCCUGGCUCCCACGUUCUCGCUGGCCAAGCCGCCCGGGAGCGGCGAGCUGGGCGACAGCAGCUGCAGCAGCGACAUGACCGCCUCGUCCGCCGCGUCGGGCUCGAGCGAGGCCCUCGGUGGCCCUGGGCACCCGGCCCUGCCUGGCCCUGGCCUCCAGCCCGGCAUGGAUGAUGACAGCCUGGCGCGCAUCCUGAGCUUCAGUGACUCGGACCUGGGUGGAGAGGAGGAGGACGAGGAGGAGGACGCGGGGAUGGGGAACCUCGACAACCUCAGCUGCUUCCACCCCGCCGAUUUCUUCGGCACUGGCGACCCCGCGGGCCUGGCCAGCUGGACCCACAGCUACUCUGGCCUCCCCACGGGCCUCCUGGAUGAAAACGCCAACCUCGAUGCCAGCGGUUUCCUCAACAGUGGAGUGCUAGAGUGCUCGGGGGGAGGCGGCCUCCCCGGCCCCUCGGGGCCGCCCCGCACGGACGCCGGCCACAGUAGCUCCGUGGACCUCAGCUUGUCUUCCUGCGACUCCUUGGAGCUGCUGCAGGCCCUGCCGGACUACAGCCUGGGCCCCCACCCCACCGCCCGGAAGGUGACCGACAGCCCCGACCACCUGGAGGCCCACCUCUUCCCCUUGCCCGCCUUCUCCCCGCCCAGCGACACCAGCACCUGCUUCCUGGAGUCCAUCCUGGGCCUGUCGGAGCCGCCAGCCGACACCCUGGCCCCCCUCAUGGACAGCCCACUGCUGGAGGACCCCACCCCAGCAUCGCUGGUAGAGCCCGUGCCCGUGUGAAAUCGGGGACCCUAUUGCUGUUUUGUUACUGGGGGAGGGGGAGCCCCCCUCUCUGAAGCCCAUGUGUAAAGUUGGCCUGACUCAUCCGUGUGGCUCAUCCCGUCUUCAUGCAACACUCGGGAUUGACAUGAUUUUUUUUUUUUUUUGUAACUGUGCUGCCAGGUGGGGCAGGGGACUUCCCUUGGUAGCCCCCUCCUCCCUACCUAUCCCCAGCCCGAUCUCUGGCGCCUGCUCCUCUGGCUCCCCUGUGGUGUCAGCUGCGUCCAAAGACAGCAAGUCUGGAAUCAGCCCCUGGCUUCUCUGUGCCACCCCCGAGCCCCAGACCCACGGGCGGUGGAAUCCUCUGGACUGUGAAGACUAUAAUUUAUUUCCAUAAUUUAUUUGGAGACGAGGCAGAUUAGCCUCUAGCCUCCUCCGCUCCAGCUGGUGGGUAGUGUUGGGGUCAGGGUGGGGCAAAGGUCUCAGAGGCGCCUCUGCCUGCAGCCCCUGUGGCUCCCGGCGGGGUCUUCGGUGAAAUCCGGGUGUGGAUUGAAGCCCCACGGCCCACACUUUGGCGGCUGCUCCCGAGGACGGCUGAGCAGGGCCGAGCAGGCGGGCGCGGCUCCAUGGUGGCGGGGCAAGGACUGGGCCAUCAGGGCCCCUCCUGUGGAGGGCUGCAAGGCCCCCUAGCCCGGCCCUAGCUACUCCUGGGGCUCGGGAGCACUGAGCCCCGCCCGGGUCCUUCAUUUGCUGAGAUGGGCAUUUUGUGCCCCGACUCUGAUCCCGCCCGCUCCCCAGCACUGGACGGCUAAUUUAUUUGUGUUUCUGUGUCUGUGCCAAGAAGCCCGGCCCCGGGUCUGCCCCUGCCCAGGAGGCUGACCAGGGCCCGGGUGCCUGUGGGCCCACCUGUACCCGAGCUUCCAGGUACCAAUAAAGAGGCUCUCGUGAA
This is a messenger RNA of Sorex fumeus (smoky shrew), 2896 nucleotides long. RefSeq names its product cysteine and serine rich nuclear protein 1 (gene CSRNP1). The coding region runs from base 214 to 1968 and encodes 584 amino acids. Gene Ontology annotation, molecular function: sequence-specific DNA binding; DNA-binding transcription factor activity, RNA polymerase II-specific. Gene Ontology annotation, cellular component: nucleus. NCBI's taxonomy places the organism in Eukaryota, Metazoa, Chordata, Mammalia, Eulipotyphla, Soricidae. Gene Ontology annotation, biological process: regulation of transcription by RNA polymerase II. The record is from RefSeq and is a predicted model, not a curated record. The transcript is spliced from 5 exons.